Mercurialis annua (annual mercury) is the source of this 5595-nucleotide messenger RNA. RefSeq lists its product as uncharacterized. The record is from RefSeq and is a predicted model, not a curated record. NCBI's taxonomy places the organism in Eukaryota, Viridiplantae, Streptophyta, Magnoliopsida, Malpighiales, Euphorbiaceae. The transcript has 2 exons. Bases 1819 to 4794 code for a protein of 991 amino acids.
GAGUAUUUUACUCCUAUUUAGGGUGUCGUUUCCGCAUGCUUUUAUUAUGAUUUAUCACGGUUUUAUGGUAUUCCGAGUGCCUUAUUAUAUGUUUUAUUAUUUCAGGUACUUUGGAGCAUCGCGGAAGCAUUUUGAUACAAAAGAUGGAAAAGUCGACGGAAAAGAGGCGAAAGCUCAUUUGCAAGUCUGAAAAACCGACCCCUCUGCACUAAUUGGCAAAUUGGAACCAGCUAGAAGCCUCAAAUGAACUUGUGUUCUUCAUGAAAGUUGAAGUAGACGUCACAAGCUUUCCAACGGUUCAAGAAUCGACUCAAUCGGACAUUUCUACGCAAAGUUAUGAAGUUUUGAAGAUCGGAGCUGAAACCGUAAUGCCAAGCUCGAAUCGAGCUCACCAAGGCCAAGAGGGAGCUCGAUUCGAGCUCACCACUCUGAGUUCCAGAAAUUCAAGCUCGAAUCGAGCUUGAGGAGCAAAAAAUCAAGCUCGAUUCGAGCUUAGGCUUGUGUAAAGGGGGAAAUUUGAUUUCAAAUGCUUCAAGGCUUGAUUCUCUUUGCUUCUUUGGGCCAAACACUCCUUGAGUGAAUGUUUUUCUUUCCUCUUUUGUAAACAUAUAAAAACCCUUUUAUCUCUAUUUUAGGUUAUGUCAUGAUUUGGUAGAGAAUUGAUAGACAUCUCAUUAUUGUAGCAACACUUUCUCUCUAGCUUUAAAUCAUUGUUCUUAUUGUUCUUACUAAAAGUAGUAAAGGAUCUUCAUAGUUCUUGGUGUUCUUCAAACUAAUUUCCAGAUUUUGCUAUAUUGGGAAACUUAUUAAAUACAAGUAUUAGUCUUUUAAUUGAAGCUUCAUUAUCUUGUUCAUGUGUUUAAGGUUCAUUUAUUACUCCAAGGUACUUAAUCUUUACUCUAUGCCUAAUCUUCAUUAUUGCUUAAUUAGUUUUGCCAUGAUGAUGAUUAGUAGCUAAACCCCUUGUUUGGGGGUUGUUAUGAUUGCCAUGCUUGAUUAAAUAGGUGAUUAGGGUUAGGGUUUAUGGGUGAUGUUGGUUGUUGUGCUUCUUGAGCUUAAUGCUUAGUAUAGGUUGGCCUCUUAUUCUUUGCUAUGUGGUUUAAUUAAGAGGACGAGAGUUAACUAAUUAGACUAUACCUAGGGGAGUACAUGCUUUAGACCUAGAUGCAUUAGCAUGAUCUAGGGCUAUCUUGGUUGUGGAGUUUGCUUGAUUAGUCGGCUCGAUUAACUCUAUCAAAAUCUAUGAGCACGAGAGUGGAUUAGAUUUCGGAAUUGUUAAUCAAGUUUUGACUCAUUCACUUCCGGCUCGAGAGAGCGGAAUUGGUUCCGUAGAAUAGCUUGACCCGACCUAAGCUCCUAUCACCUUGACCCGAACUACCUAGAUAUGACUUUGGCAUGACUAGCAACCUCCAAGCGUUUUUACCCUUAGUUGAAUCCUUAUUGUUCAAUCUUGUUUAAUUGCAAGUUUAGUAGUUGUUUACCUUUAGACUUUUGAUACUUUGAAAACCAUAUUCAUGUUUGCUAAACGAAUUGAAUAGCAACUAAAAUCACUCUCAUCGAUAAUCACUCUUGAAUUCACUCCUUGUGGGUACGAUAACUCGGACUUAGGUCCACUCUAUUACAAGUUGGGUUUAUCCUCAACAAGUUUUUGGCGCCGUUGCCGGGGAGUGACGAGUGUUUAUUGAUUGAUUGAAAUUAGUUGUAGUUCGGUCGAGUUAGUUUUAUUUUCUGUUUUUGUUACAAUUGUUUGUUUUUGCUUUUUUCCGGGUUACGCGUGGUUUGCUUGUUGUUGUUUGUGUAGGAUAUCAACUAUAGUGUAUGCACAAUACACGAAGGGCUAAUCUUCCACUAGAACCGUUUCAAGACAAGCUCGGGGGCUUUGAAAGAAGUGUGAGGCGGGAAAAUCGUAGACCCGCUAUCAUGGAAAAUGAGAAUGAAGAUUUUGAGGAAGGUGAGCGGUUCAAUCCUCAAGUGGAAGGAGCGGAACAACAUUAUCCGCCUCCUCCCCCACUUGAGAAUGUGAAUCGCCAAAGGCAUCAAGAACGCCCAAGGGAUGAUCGACCCCACUUGCAUCCACAAGUGCACAAUCAACCAAGACAAACUUUAGGCGAAUUCUUUUUGCCGAAUGUGGAUAAUGCCACGUUUGGAUGUUUUGCAAUGCCGGUUCAAGCGGCAACCUUUGAGAUCAAGCCAAGUACGAUACAACUUUUAGAGAAUCGUUGUGCAUUUUACGGGUUGAGUCAAGAGGAUCCCAAUGCGCACAUCGCCAAAUUCUUGGGUGUACUCAAUACGUUCAAGCUUCAUGGGAUAACCGCGGAUCAAAUCAAGUUGAGAAUGUUCCCCUUCUCUUUAAGGGACAAGGCUAGCUUAUGGCUUCACUCUCUACCCAACGAAUCCAUCCACAAUUGGAGAGAGUUGGCUCAAGCGUUUCUCAACAAAUAUUUCCCUCAUGGCAAGACUACAAAGUUGACCAAGGAUAUUCUUGAAUUUAUUCAAUUUGAAGGGGAGUCACUUUAUGAGGCAUGGGAGCGUUUCAAGGAUUUACAAAGGAGUGUCCCCCAUCAUCGGCUCAAUAAAGAGCAUGUGAUCCAAAUCUUCUAUGAUGGGACGACUAUUACUACUAGAGCAACAAUUGAUGCGGCUUCGGGCGGAUCACUAAUGCAAAAGACGUAUGAAGAGGCACUAGAAUUGGUGGAAAAGUUGGCGAUAGUUAGUAGCACUUGGGGCCCUAUUGAUAGAAGAGCGCCAUCUACUCAAAAGUCGGUAAUGACUCUUGAUCAAGUGAGGGAAAUGGAGGCCAUAAAAGCAACUAAUGCUUCUCUACAAGCACAAGUGGAUGCCCUCAAGAAACAAGUUGCUCCAAGAAACGCACCGGUCGCCUAUGUUCAAGUGGGAUGUGAGCAUUGUGGGGACUACAACCAUAGUAGUGGGGAGUGUUAUGCCACGGGGAAAGCUUGGAGUGAGCAAGUGAACUAUGUUGGGGGCCAAGGGCAAGCUAAUGACCCGUACUCUAAUACCUACAACCCCGGAUGGAGGAAUCAUCCUAACUUUGGAUGGAGAAACCAAGAAGGUCAAGGCAAUGCUCAAGCCUCCAACCAAGCGGGUCCUAGUUUUCAAGGAGGAAAUAGACCUCAAUAUCAACAACAACCACAAGGUCAAUACCACAACAACCAACACCAAGGGAAUAAUUAUGGUGGUAGACCACAAUACCCUCCCGGUUUCCAACAACCAAGGAACACGGAUGAGGGAAACAUGCUUGCCAAAUUGAUGGAGAAAUUUGAAAAGAUGGAGGUUGAAAAUAGGCAACUUCACAAUGAAAAUAGGCAAAGGGAGAAGAACCAAGCUUCCACCAUCCAUCACUUAGAGACUCAAAUCUCACAAAUGGCACUUUCGCUUCAAGGUAGACCUCAAGGGGGAUUGCCCUCUACUACGGAAAACAAUCCUAGAGAGCAUGUGAAAGCCAUCAAAGUUGUGGAACUUCGAAGCGGUAGAGUCCUUGAUGUUGAUCAUGAUAAGGAUCUUGAAAAAGCUAAUGGCAAGAGGCCAAUGAUUGUGGAGGUUGAGCCUCAAGUGGUAAUAGAUGUUGCAAGCUCUAGUCAAGAGCUACCAAAGUCGUGUGAGGAGGUGGCUAUUGAUAUUGAUGUUGAAGAACCAUAUGUGAGGCCACCACCACCACCACCUUUUGUGCCUAAAAUACCAUUCCCAAGCCGGUUGAGAAAGGCUCCGGAUAAUGAAAAGUUUCAUAAGUUUCUUGAAAUAUUCAAGAAACUUCAAAUAAGCAUGAGCCUAGGGGAUGCCUUGCGAGAGAUGCCCCAAUACGCUAAGUUCUUGAAAGACAUAAUUAUGAACAAGCGAAGUUGGGAACAAGGCGGAACAAUUCCUCUAACGGAAAGUUGUAGUUCUAUUAUCCAAAGCAAUCUACCGACCAAGCUACAAGAUACAGGGAGUUUCACGAUUCCUUGCUUAAUUGGCACUUCUACUUCUCUUAAUUGUCUUUGCGAUUUAGGUGCAAGUAUAAAUCUAAUGCCGUUGUGUCUUUUCAGGAAAAUAUGUGGAAACCAACCGAUAAAACAAACUUCCAUGAUGCUCCAAUUGGCCGACCAUUCGCUCAAGAGACCGCACGGGGUUGCGGAAGACGUGCUAGUAAAAGUGGGCAAGUUCAUCUUUCCGGUGGACUUUGUUGUGCUUGAUUAUGCGGUCGACAAAGAUUGCCCCAUGAUUCUCGGGCGUCCUUUUUUGAAUACGGGGAGAGCAUUGGUUGAUGUUAAUGGGGGGAAGAUAACAUUAAGAAUGAAUGAUGAGAGCAUGGUGUUUGACAUCAAGCAUGGCAAAAGCAAGUGUGAGGAGGAGAAAUGCAUGAAGAUUGAUACUAUUGAGCCCACAUUCCAUGUGCCUAUGAAGGAGGUUCCUAUGAAAGAACCCGAGGUUGUGUGUGCAAAAAUCAAGACAACACCUCAUGUCAAGCCACGCAAGGGAAAACCAAGACGUUGGGCAUCAUGGAAGUUGAAGCUCAACGGGAUAGCAAACGCAAGCAAGAGACAAAUAUGCACGGAAGUUGCUACUCUUGGUGAGUACGUCCAAGUUCGAACCUCUCAAGUACAUUCACAAGCGGGGAAGUUGAUUUCUAAGUGGAGCGGGCCGUUUAAAACACGGCGCAAAUUGGAUAAUGAUUUGAUUGAGUUGGAGGGGGCCAAUGGAGAUGUUUUUAAGGUGCUUGGAGAAUGGUGCAAACCAUAUCCUAGAGUGUUGAUCGAUGAAAGUCGCGAGCAAGUCGCUCUUUUUGAUCCUCCAUGAUUUUGAGGAUCGAUAGUCGAGCUUUCGACUUAAAACAAGCGCACUUGGGAGGCAUUCCCAAGAGGUACUUUGGAGCAUCGCGGAAGCAUUUUGAUACAAAAGAUGGAAAAGUCGACGGAAAAGAGGCGAAAGCUCAUUUGCAAGUCUGAAAAACCGACCCCUCUGCACUAAUUGGCAAAUUGGAACCAGCUAGAAGCCUCAAAUGAACUUGUGUUCUUCAUGAAAGUUGAAGUAGACGUCCCAAGCUUUCCAACGGUUCAAGAAUCGACUCAAUCGGACAUUUCUACGCAAAGUUAUGAAGUUUUGAAGAUCGGAGCUGAAACCGUAAUGCCAAGCUCGAAUCGAGCUCACCAAGGCCAAGAGGGAGCUCGAUUCGAGCUCACCACUCUGAGUUCCAGAAAUUCAAGCUCGAAUCGAGCUUGAGGAGCAAAAAAUCAAGCUCGAUUCGAGCUUAGGCUUGUGUAAAGGGGGAAAUUUGAUUUCAAAUGCUUCAAGGCUUGAUUCUCUUUGCUUCUUUGGGCCAAACACUCCUUGAGUGAAUGUUUUUCUUUCCUCUUUUGUAAACAUAUAAAAACCCUUUUAUCUCUAUUUUAGGUUAUGUCAUGAUUUGGUAGAGAAUUGAUAGACAUCUCAUUAUUGUAGCAACACUUUCUCUCUAGCUUUAAAUCAUUGUUCUUAUUGUUCUUACUAAAAGUAGUAAAGGAUCUUCAUAGUUCUUGGUGUUCUUCAAACUAAUUUCCAGAUUUUGCUAUAUUGGGAAACUUAUUAAAUACAAGUAUUAGUCUUUUAAUUGAAGCUUCA